GAAUAGCCAUUAUAGCGACCAGUAAGCGUUGGCAACUGUGAGUUAGAGUUUGGAGUUUUACGAUGCUAGUGAGCAAGUAGUUUUAGCUGAUGUAUUGUCAUUGAUGUACCUUGGUAAUUAGAUAUUUUCUGGAAUGUGAACAAUUGCCUACCUGGUGUACCGACGACCCAGGUAAUAAAUCCGACAAUAUCCAAUAUAUCUUCUCUUAUAUUAGCCUCUCCUUUCAUUUCUUAUUACAACAUAGUUAUGAGCAUCGCAGAUUGAUCAUUCACUUGGAAGACGGCUUGGAUGGGUAGAGCAGAAGCCAAAGAAGCUUAGGUCAUUCAAUGGUCUCUCUCUGUCUCUCUCUCUCUCUCUCUCUCUCGCGCGCGCGCGCCCUCCCUCCCCAUCCUUCAAGCAUCGAAGUAUCCAAGUCCAAGCCAUGACCAAGGCUCGAUCAAACCAAACCUAGGAACUUCUUCACACGCCGUCCAUCCAUCCCAUCCAUCCUACAGGUACGCCUUUCUCUUUACCCCAUUCAUCUUAGGUGCUAGUGCUACAUUAUCUCCACUAGAUUUAUUCGUUCAAUCUUUCCUCAGACUCGGAUUCAGAUUCGGAUCCAGACGAUCUACAGCACACAUACACAUACACAUGCACUUAUUACACUUACACUUACACACAUUUCAAUCCACACAUAUCCAUUUGUAUCCUCUGAUCUUGGGGUCUUUUGAUCACAUUCACAUAUAUUAUCAAUUAUUGGUAAAUCAUUCCAAUCAAUUCUCACAAAUCUGACCUCCUGAAGAGACAAGGCUUCCACCCCACGUUUUACGCCUCUGAUGUGCAGCAUUGGUGCAAAUACUCACUAGAAUCAGCGAACCAUCUCAGCAUCCUCCUUUUUAAGCCUGCUUUGCUUUCUGCAGAUGAAGAUCAAUUCUGCUACAAAUUAUUCGAAUUCGAAUAAACCAUUUGCGCAUGAGUACAACUCAAGAUAGCCACUUCAUACUUUUUGGGUUUCCCCGUCGCGCCGCGCGAACCGUGAACGGUAAACGACAAGGUCGAGAAUCUCCGACGAGGUUGGAAUACCAGAAAUAUGACGUCUAUAAUUCGAAUGCUUUCGCCUGCUACGGACAGGAAUGGAAACACAGGUCGAAAAGGUCAAGAUGUCGAGCCUGAGCCCGAAAUUACUCCACUGGUGAAGAUGUUACAGAAUGCAGGUCCCAUACGGCCGGACGGAAGUGACAAAUUCUUUGGUUUGGAAAAUUUCGGAAAUACAUGUUAUGCCAAUUCGAUUUUACAGGCGCUAUACUAUUCAGUCCCGUUUAGAGAAAAUGUUGUUAAAUACCCUCCGCAUUCCCCUUCUGAUACCCCCAAUGGACACUUGCCAAAGUUAAUUGUUCCAACGAGAGCUCCGCCACCAAACGGAGUGCCAUUAUCGACGGCCAAACCGAAAGGCAUAUCGGCUGCCGAAGCCCUGAAAAGAAGACAAGCCGUGAACUCUGGCCAACCCGGACCUGGCGCACCAGGUACUCGACCAGAAGAUAAGCCAGAUUCGCCCGAAUACAAGAAGAAACAUGCGAUGAUGACAGGCCCAAUAUUAGAAAUUACCACGGAACAUGCAAGUUCAUAUGGCAUGGAGGAAACGACUUUUACAGCCUUGAAGGAUAUAUUUGCGGCCAUGAUAUCACAUCCCUCUCGGACAGGUGUUGUAAGCCCCCAAAGGUUCUUGGAAGUUUUCAGAAGAGACAAUGAGAUGUUUCGGACAUCGAUGCACCAAGAUGCUCACGAAUUUUAUGGAUUGAUGCUUAAUGCAGUUAUCAACAACGUCGAAGACAAUGCUCGACACUUGAAGGACUCGGUAGCGCUUCAAGAAAAGGAAGGACUUAAUGAUUCAAUGACAGCUGCCGUGCGAUCUGUUGCAGAUUCCAUGGGCUUGGCAAGUGGAGCGCAAUCUCCAGGAACGAAAUGGGUUCAUGAUAUAUUUGAAGGAAAGAUGGUCUCGGAAACGAAAUGCUUAACAUGCGAAACUACAUCACAGCGCGAUGAGACAUUCCUGGACCUUUCAAUUGAUCUGGAGAAAAACUCUUCCGUUACAUCUUGCUUGCAAAAGUUUUCGGCGGAGGAAAUGCUAUGCGAGAAGAAUAAAUUCCAUUGCGAUACCUGCGGUGGUUUACAGGAAGCAGAGAAACGCAUGAAGAUCAAAACUUUACCAAAAGUUUUAGUGCUUCACCUGAAGAGAUUCAAGUGGACUGAUGAUUUGACCCGAUUACAAAAGUUAUUUUACACUGUCAACUAUCCAUAUCAUUUACGCAUGUUCAACACAACUGAUGAUGCGGAGGAUCCUGAUCGACUGUAUGAACUUUAUGCCGUGGUUGUACAUAUUGGCACAAACGCCUUUCACGGACACUAUGUUGCGGUGAUCAAGACUGAAGAUAGAGGAUGGUUACUUUUUGACGACGAGAUGGUAGAACCGGUAGAUAAAAGUUUUGUACGACAAUUCUUUGGGGAUAAACCAGGACAGGCCUGCGCCUAUGUUUUAUUUUAUCGAGAAACUACAGUGGAGGCCAUGCGAAGAGAUCAAGAAGCUGAAGGUCUCGAUUUAAUCGCUUCCGCUUCUGAUGUAGCAGAUAUUUCAUCGGGGCAGCUUCAACAAAAUGGCACUUCUCUAUCCUCCAACUCGAAACAGGUUUUAGCAACACCCAGCACACCAAUCGAAAGCGAUACUAAUGGAUUUGGAUCCCUCGACCAUGCAUUAACAGCACCUCUGGUAGCCUCUUCUAUUUCAGGAAAUCCGGUUCCAACUCGAGUUCCUUCUUCACCUCUUGAUACCUUCAAGUCUAAAUCUAAAGAAGAAAAGGGACGAGAAAAGAAAGCCGAGAAAGAAGCCGAGAAAGCGGAAAAGUCCCGAAAGGCUGCUGAAAAGGCCGCUGAAAAGGCUGCCGCCAAAGAGAGAAAGGAAGCUGAAAAGGCAACCAAAGAUGCCGAAAAAGCAAGCAAAGUAGCACAAGAAGCGGAAACCAAAAAGGCUAUGGCUCUCAGCAAACAAACGGGAAUCGAAGAAAUCAAAAGACGACAAUCGGAAGCUAAUAUCCAAAAGGAAAACAAUGGGAAUAGCAAUGAAAAGAAUGACGGAAAGGGAUUUGGUAGUUUAAAUCUGAAUAGAAGUCAUAAAGGGAGUAAGAGUAUGAGUAGAAAGAGCUUUGGCUUUUUAAGUAAGAAUGGAGAGAAGGAGAAGGAGAAGAAUGGGGAAAAGAGUGAAGAAAAUAACAAUAUACCCGAAUCGAGCAACAAUAUGGCGGUUGAAGGAACGGCGGGCCCGCAAACACCGGAGAGACAUGAGAAGGUUAAAAAUGCACGGUUUUCGUUUGGAUUGGGACGGAAGAAGAGUAAUAUGUGGAGUCCGACUGUGGAUAAUUAGGAUGUAUCUAUCUGACAUUUUUGCAGGGGAUGAUGAGAAGAGAGAGAUGAGGGAGAUGAGGGAGAUGAGGGAGAGGCGUAAGGGGUCGGGGUCGGGGCUAGGUUGUUUUUCUUGAUGUUGAUUGAGAAACCUCGAGAAAGAAAUGUUUGGAUCUCAUAUGAGACUUGCGAUUGGGAAUUGGUAUGGAUAUUGAGUGUGGGAAUAUAUUCGCAUGGACGCGCAUGGUUGAUAUUGAACUUUGUUUUAUUUAUACUUUAUAUGCUUGCUUGCAUGUCUGCACGUAUUUGUGCAUGCAUGCUAUGGAAAGGAAGGCGAGCAUAGGAAAGAGGGGUUUGGGUGAAAUAGGAAAUGGAAUGGGUGGGGAAAAGAAUGUGUGGAUUUGUUGUCUAUGAUACUUGUAUAUUCUGUUGAUCCUCAUAUACCUCAUAUACCAUACCUAUCUGUUAUACAUAUACUAUAAAGUUUUUGGCGAGGCGUGGGUUGAAUAUACAGCUAGUCGAUGUACGCUUUGUAAAUAGCAAGUAGUCAAGAAUUGAAUAUCA
Messenger RNA from Botrytis cinerea B05.10, 3936 nucleotides. RefSeq lists its product as hypothetical. Gene Ontology annotation, biological process: protein deubiquitination. The record is from RefSeq and is a predicted model, not a curated record. NCBI's taxonomy places the organism in Eukaryota, Fungi, Ascomycota, Leotiomycetes, Helotiales, Sclerotiniaceae. The transcript is spliced from 4 exons. Bases 1070 to 3394 code for a protein of 774 amino acids. Gene Ontology annotation, cellular component: cytosol; nucleus. Gene Ontology annotation, molecular function: cysteine-type deubiquitinase activity; cysteine-type endopeptidase activity.